UUCUGUAUCACGUGAUAUUACGGAUGGGCUGUGGAAUUACGUCCGGGUUGAAACUCAAUACAUUAAAAAAAAUGGCCGAGAAGAAGAAAGAUAAGAGUGAGGAGACCUUUGAAGUCAUGGACAUGGUUGAGUAUGCCAAGAAACAGAGAUGGUGGAAUAAAAUCUUUGGCAAGAACUCUGGGCCAGUAGCAGAGAAGUAUGACGUUGCCACCCAACUUGCCAUUGGAGGUGUGUCUGGCUGGUGUGCAGGAUAUUUGUUCCAGAAAGUUGGGAAGCUGGCCGCUUCAGCAGUGGGUGGAGGCUUCUUUUUGCUUCAGAUCGCCAAUCACACAGGGUAUAUCAAAGUGGAUUGGAAAAGAGUGGAACGUGAUGUAAACAAGGCCAAGAAGCAGCUGAAGUUGAAUACAGAAAAGCCCAGUAAGGAAGUGAGGACAAAAGUGGAUGAGGUGCAAACAUUUGUGAAGAAGAAUAUUGUUCUCACAGGAGGGUUUGCUGGGGGAUUUCUGCUGGGCUUGGCCUCUUAAGAGCUUUUUUUGUCUUUAUAUUUUGUGUCAAAUACAUGGUUGGAAAAAGCUUAUAAACCUAAGCAUCUGUCUAGAUAUGCAAGCAGACCACUUAAUAUGUCAAAAUGCAAACAUAAGCUUAAAGUGUUUUUGGGCUCAUGGACAUCUGGCCAUUUUGGAAAACAACAACAGACCAUUUAAAUACUAUAUUUGUGGGUGAGGUUUAUGCAUGGAUUGUGUACAUGUGGUAUAAGCAACACUUCAGUUAUCUUUUCUAUUAAUGUUCCUAAGCAUUUAGUGUGUUACUGUUUUGAGAAAUUAUUUAGAUCCACCCAGUUUAUUCUUGAUGCUUGUAAAUGUUUUUAGUCAGAUGGAACUGGAGCAACAUCCUUUUAUCCUUCUUUUUUUUUUAAAGUUACAUGCAGAAAUACUACAUGUAUGAGUAAAUACUGUAACAGAGAACUAGGCCAAAAUACUAAAGUUUGGUUUAUGAAGUUAUCUAUCAUUUGGUACUUGUUCUAUUUUAAAGUGAAAUUCAAAGACAAUUAUGCUGUUUACAUGUCUCCAAUAGUAAUUACUUAUUUACCACUGAAGGAAUUUGUUUAUUAAGUAUUUAUUUGAGACCAAGGUGUUUCUAGACUGAAAUCUGAGUCAGGUGGAAGUACACAUUGUGCUCAUUAUAGUUGCACUAUAAAAACAGACUAACGGGAUACACAUACAAAUAACUAAACAAUCAUGGAAUAUGUCAUAGUGGAUAUCAAUAGCCCUUCACAUGAAAUGCAGAGAUGAGAAAUACUGGUCGAAAUGUAGGUUCACUCCACUGUUUGUUUCCUUGUUCAUUACCAUAAGUAGCAUUAAGCAAUUGGAAAAUCUGUUAAAAGCUGAAUAGUAUUUUUCACUGUUAAAAUUCAAUAUUUUGUUAAACAAAUGUUUAAACUCUAAGAGUAAAACAAAGUCAACUGUCCUGAAUGAUGUAGUUUGCCAGUUUCACUGAUAUAGCUACAGUACCUGAACAUUAAUGAACUCCAUCCUUCUAUUAUCAUUUGCUGUCAAUAAAAACAACAACUCUUGAAUGUU
This is a messenger RNA of Esox lucius (northern pike), 1580 nucleotides long. It is a transcript of the gene fundc2, whose product is annotated as fun14 domain containing 2. The transcript is spliced from 5 exons. The coding region runs from base 24 to 524 and encodes 166 amino acids. Gene Ontology annotation, biological process: autophagy of mitochondrion. Gene Ontology annotation, cellular component: mitochondrial outer membrane. The record is from RefSeq and is a predicted model, not a curated record. Lineage: Eukaryota; Metazoa; Chordata; Actinopteri; Esociformes; Esocidae.